This is a messenger RNA of Manduca sexta (tobacco hornworm), 1132 nucleotides long. RefSeq names its product DNA-directed RNA polymerase I subunit RPA43. Gene Ontology annotation, biological process: DNA-templated transcription initiation. Gene Ontology annotation, cellular component: RNA polymerase I complex. The record is from RefSeq and is a predicted model, not a curated record. Lineage: Eukaryota; Metazoa; Arthropoda; Insecta; Lepidoptera; Sphingidae.
UUUAUAUUCUCUUUGGUGGUCAGUGGCCAUGUUUAUUUGUGUUUGUUUGUCUCUGGUGGCUAUUAUCCAAAGAAGAAUAUUUAUUUUGGUUAUUUUAUAAACAAUUUUGGGGUUUAAAUGUUUUUAACUUAAAAACACGUUUAUGUACACAUUUUAAAUUGUAUAAACUUUGAAAUGUCAACGAUUAUAAAAUUCGAUUUAAAAGAUUUAAUAAAAUUAGCCUGUGAUAAGAAUUCUUGUGUGAUUGAAAAAGUGACGCAAAAUUUGGCUUUACAGCCAUGGUGUCUCGGUAACAUUAAUGAAUCAAUAAAUCUAUUGGAUUAUAAAAUUGGGAAAUUUGAUAAAGAAUACAAUGGUAUUUUAUUGAGUUAAAAUUUACGUCUGCUACAAAAUAUUGGCACCAUCAGAAAUGACAAUGCUGACAUCCACUUCCAAGUGCAAGCUGAUUAUUUUAUUUUCCAACCAUACAUUGGUGCAACAUUAACUGGAAUUGUCAAUAAGAAAAGUACCACACAUCUUGGCAUUCUAGUCCAUAGAGUUUUUAAUGUAGUUAUACCAAGGCCAACUGAAAAACCUGGAAAUGAAUGGAUAGGAUCAAGUAUACAAGAAGGUCAAGAAGUGAAGUUUACAAUUGUGGUCUUGGAUCUGUAUGGUGCAUUGCCUUACAUUAGGGGAUAUCAUUACAGUUCUGUGAAAUUUGCUCAUGAAGGAGAUUGUGAAGAAAUGGAAACUGAAUCACUUCAGCCACUUCAAGUAUCCUAUAUUGACUUUGAUAAAACUAAACCCAAUAUACAAAAGCAAAGUGGGGAUGGUACAACACUACCUACAAAAAAUAAAACAAAAUUAAAUUCAAGUAAACAUCAAUUGAAGAAUGUGCCUACAACAGACAGCUCUAAUCAAGUUCAAAACGGAAAAAGUAAUGCUAAAACAAAACAUGAAGAAAGUAAUGUUAGUAUGUCGAAAAGACGAAAACUAAGAGGCGAAGCAAAAUACCAGAAACAGAUAUGAAGCCAUCAGACCCAAAUAUUAGGCCAAACAAGAAGCACAAAAAAGAAACAUAAAUAAUUCUAGUUUAUUUUUACUUUUUAAAAUUCUGAGUAAUAUAUUAAUAUACACCAGUUUACUUUGUAAC